This is a messenger RNA of Nicotiana tabacum (common tobacco), 509 nucleotides long. The record is from RefSeq and is a predicted model, not a curated record. Lineage: Eukaryota; Viridiplantae; Streptophyta; Magnoliopsida; Solanales; Solanaceae.
UUAUUAAUUGCUUGAGUGAAGAGACAAAAUUAACUUGGGAGGUCAAGAAGCUUGAGGUUAUGAAAGAAGGGCUUUAUCAGAUUAGGGAUGUUCUCAUAGACAAAAGCAUUGGAUAUAAGGAAACUCGCCACCAGGAGAGUUUAGUGCACAAGAAGUUGACUAAGACAUUGGGCCACUCAUCACGAUGUGUCUUCACACUUCUUCUUUAUUAUCUUUAUGGUAGCAUCUGGGAUAUUGAAGUUGAAGUUUGUGGAGGACUCUAUGCCAUUGGUCACGGGGAUAAAUUCCGUCUAUGCAUGGGAAAGAUUUUAACAUCCACUGAGCAGAAUAUACUGCAGAGUGGGGUUAAACAGCUAAGCAGAGUGCUGGGGCUUUUCAAGUUUGUAGGGGAAACUGCAGGAAUGAAAGGCGACCUAGAAGUACAAGGCCAUUUGUGUUGCGUUGGUGCGGAGAAUAAGUCAUUUACCUAUAGAAACAAUCUGUUCUUCUUGCAUUCUAUUAGUUACUGA